Molecule: messenger RNA, 2373 nt
Organism: Symbiodinium necroappetens
Lineage: Eukaryota; Dinophyceae; Suessiales; Symbiodiniaceae
Source: the annotation of a GenBank genome assembly
AUGGCGGAAGCAGUGUCCGCCUUUCGGGCUGCGGGUGCGCGGCUGCUGGAUGCAAGGCCAUCGCAGGCAGGCUUGCUGGUGACCAAACUGAUGAGCGGCCAAGAGGGUGAUCUGCAAGCAUCUGGCGCAGCAGAUCUUCAGCUGAAGGAUAAUGUGGUGGAGUUCGAUGACGAGCUUUUCUGGGUGACGAAGUGCGAGGUGAGCUCUGCCCAGGUUCCUGGAGGAACGAAGUACACAGCUGAACUGGAAGGCUUCUCCGCUUCUGGGCGCGAGCUUCGUUAUCCGACGGACUUUCCUUUUCACUCGGACCUCAUCUUGAAGCUGCGAGCGCACAUCUUUGCGGGAGACUACAUGAAUCGUUACCGCUGCGCCCGUGAGCUCUUGAACGGCAUCGGGUUGACAGACCCCCAGCUGGAGAAGGCAGUUCUGAGACCUUGGCGCCAGGUUCCUGGCACGUAUACUCGGCCUGGUGCACUUUGUGAAGACUUGAUGCCCAUUAACAGCGACCAGCGCUCGGCUGUUCAUGGCUUGUCAUCACGUCUCGAAGUCAUCCACGGCCCUCCAGGCACAGGCAAGAGCACGACAAUCUUCCACAUGCUCAGCUCGCGCUUGCCUUCGAUGGAUGCUGCGGCCAUCGUAACUUGUGUCACGAACCAGGCGAUUGACGCCGUCGUUGAGAAGUUGGCGCAAACGCACGAUGCUGCUGGCGGCCUGCGCAUCCUGGUCCUUGGAAAUCCAGAUCGAGUUGGACGGACAGCUGGGCAGUACACCUUGGAGAACUUGUGCAAGAGGGAUGAACUCGUCCUCAGCAUGCAAUGGGCCACAGGAGUUCUAUCAAAAACUUCGAAGGCUGUGGCUGAACUCCAGACUGCAAGGAGGGACCGACUGUGGAGGCCCCAUCGCAGGUCUCGGCUGCACUUGUCCCAAAUUGAGCGGCUUCCUUCCGUCCUUCGGUAUCACGCGGAGCUCGAGGUGGAGAACCGUCAGCGCCGACACCGUCAAGAGGCCCCAAGGGUCUACGACCCCUUAGACUUCUACCUGCGCCGCCUUGACGACAUCAAGCAGAAGCUGGCAGCGGCGGUCACCCAGCUGAGGCCAGUCAGAUUCUUGCGAAGGCGACGACGCUCCCUUGUUCCGUCACCUUCCCGCUUCUACGAAUGGAACGUCCACAGUUUCAACCUUCGCAUUCAGAAGGCCUAUGAGCGCUCCAAAGAGGCUUUGAGCUUGGCUCAAAACACGGCAGCGGCGCGGAAUGUCCGCAGAACGCGGGUCCUCUUGUGCACCAUACCCUCGAGCUACAAGGUCAUGCAGCUGCAGGAAGACUACGAGGACGACUUCCCCAAGAGGCUUUUCAUGGGCAUACUGGAUGAGGCUGCUGCAACUGCUGAGACCUACAUUCCCUUGAUAUUGCGAUUGCAAGUUGAGAACCUGGUGCUGCUGGGCGAUCACAAGCAGCUCAGUCCAUUGGUCUUGGCCUCGGGCGGGGACCGCGAGAUCAAGGACAAGAACGUCGACCGCAGCUUAAUGGAACGGGCCAUUGACAACAAUCUCCGUCCCCACUCGCUUCGAGUCCAAUAUCGCAUGCCGGAAGUCCUUUGCAAUCUGGUGUCAAGCCUCUUUUAUGGUGGCUCACUUCGGACGGAGAGGAGCGUCGCCGACCGGCUGAGUCGGCUCAGCCUCGAAGGGCAGCCCAGGCAGCCCGAGCUGCGCUGGUUCAACGUCACCGUCCAGGAACUGGACGUGGGCACCUCGAAGGUGAACCACGCGGAGGUGGUCCAAGUUAUUGAGCUGUUGAGAUCUGAUCCUGUCCUGGGCCGUUCGCUCGACCCGGUGAUGGUCAUAACUCUCUACAAGCCGCAAGCGGCCCUACUGCAGGAGGCCCUCGCGAAGUCUCUUGAGCCCCGUCGCAUGGCCUUCAUCAAGGUGGUCACCGUCGAUGCUGCCCAGGGCUCCGAAGCUCCGCACAUCGUCCUCUCCACGGUGCGGAGCAACUCCGCUCGGAGCAUCGGCUUCGCUCACAACCCGCGACGCCUCAACGUGCCCAUCAGCCGGGCGCAAAAGACCCUGACCAUUGUCGGGAAUAAGGAUGUCUUCAACACUUCCCAACCGAACUGGAACCGCGUGGUCUCCACCUUCUGCCGGCAAGGCCAAGCCUCCGACGUCUCGGUCCACGCGCUCCAGCAUGCGGCCUCCUGGCACUUCGUGCAGCAGCGGGCGCUGGAAAUGAUGGAGCGCAGCGCGAGCAAGGGCCAAGGGAAGGGCAAAGGCAAAGGCGGCAAAGGCAAAGGCCUGGAUGCGCGGCCGCGCGAUCUCGGUGAUCGCUGGUCACAUCGUGGCCGCUGCCGAUAUGCACCAGAUCUCCGGUACUACUAA